Messenger RNA from Schistosoma turkestanicum, 2959 nucleotides. The record is from the annotation of a GenBank genome assembly. NCBI's taxonomy places the organism in Eukaryota, Metazoa, Platyhelminthes, Trematoda, Strigeidida, Schistosomatidae.
AUGUCCAAAAAGAUUGCACAGUUGACAAAAGUUGUUUGUAUGUUGAACUCACGCGGUGAAGAUUCUGUCGAUCUACUUAAGGAGACUUCCAAGCUACAUGAAGAUGAAAUUAUCAAACUAAAGAAUUCUUAUGAAUUGAAAGUGAAGGAUUUGGAGCUUCGACUUGAAAAGGAGAAAGCAUUUGGUGAUACAGUAGCCUUCUUAGAAAAGAGUGUUAAUGAAAAGGAGUUAGAAAUAAUCGAAAUGGAGUCUAAAUAUAAUCAGCUAAUUAAUGAGAAUCAGUUGAAGGAAGAAAUGUUGAGAAUGAAACAUAAUGAAGAAGUAGUUAAACUGCAGCAAGCUCUUGUUGAACAUAGAGAAAAAUAUGAAAAAGAACUGAACACAGUUCAAAGUUUCGCUCAACAGUGGGAAUCUCACCAAUGUCCAGAUGUUGAACCUGUUCUCAACGAGAAAUUACAACUUGAAUGUGAAUUUAAAAGAUUACAGGAGAAAUAUUCUUCGUUAGAAAUAGAAGUUGAAUGCAGAAUCAAAGUUCUUACCGAUCAAUAUGAAUGUAAAAUUCAAGAAAUUGUCAAAAAUCUUACAGAUGAAAAAACUAAAAAAGAAACUGAACUUUUAGAAAUUAAUAAAACUCUCUUGGACGACUUAAAAAAUCAGCAAUCUCUAUAUGAUCAAUCAAUGAUCAGAAAUAAUGAAGAGAAAAAUGAAUUAAGUAAUUUUAUCAAACACAAUACAGAAAUUAAUUUAAACAAUAUUUGGCAACAACGAUUAAAUCAAGAAAGAGAAGAAUUCCAGGAGGAAUUAUCAAAAUUACAUAAAUUAAAUAAAGAAAUUCAGUAUAAACUAGAAAAUCAUAUUGAAAGUUCAAAAUUGAAAUAUGAUCAGUUGCAUACAGAAUACAUAAAUUAUCAAAAGAAAACCAAAUUAGACUGUGAGAAAUUUCAUAGAAAAAUUACUGAUUUACAAUUCAUUGAAGAGAAAUUGAAAAAUGAAUUAUUCAUGAAAAAUGAAGAAUUUAUUAAUUUAGAAAAAGAAGGGACUAUGAAAUAUUUACAAUUAAAAAAUGAAUAUGAUGACUGUUUGGAAAAGAUAAAGAUAACUGAAGCUCAAUUAGAAUCCAAACAUGAAAAUCAACUGGACAAACAAAAAGUAAUUGCAAAUUCUAAAUAUGAAGAUGUUCGACUUAAAUUGAAAGAAUCACGAAAAUUAUUAAAAGUUUCAGAAAAUAAUUUACAACUGCUAAGAAGUCAGUUUUCUGCUCAAAAAUCAGACCUGAUUAGUUUGAAGAAGAAUUUCAUGGUCAAGUUACAAGAAAAAGAAUCUGCCAUUAAAAAUAUCACAACAGUAAAAAACAAUGAAAUUGAGAAACUUCAACAAGCAAAUACUGAAUUAAAGUUGAAAAUUACUAAACAAUACCAAGAAUAUAAAAAUGAAAUUAAUCAAACAAAAACUAACUUAGAACAAGAAAUUAACAAACUCACUAAAGAAAUACAAGAAUGUCAACUUACCAACAAAGAAAUUGAAUGGAAACUCAUGAAAGAAUGUAAAUUGAAAGAGAAUUUGGAGAAACAACUAGUCAAAUUGUCGGAGGAAUUGAAACGAAUGAAGAAUGAUUAUGAUGAAUUAGCAAAACAAACUAAAGAAAGUUUAUUUUUAAAUUUAGAAAAAAGUACAAGAUUUACCAAUUUAGUCGCUGAACUUGAUCGUAAAUGGUCUGAAACAGUGGGUCGAGAAUGUGCACGUGUACGUAGUGAAACAAUGUAUCAAUUAGAAUCACAAUAUAAGUUAAAAUUAGACGAAAUCACAAAUAAGUAUGAGAAAACAAUGGCGACUAUGAAUGACCAGUGGGAAAUGAAAAUGAAUUCGAGACAAAGUGAACCACUGGAUAACAUGAAUCAGUCUAGAAAUGAUACUAAUGAAAUUGUGAAACAGUUGACUAAAGAAACGCCAAGUGAUUACAUCAGUUCAUUAUCAAUGAAUAGUUUUGAUCAAUGUGUUCAAACUGAUGAAUUAGAAAAUGAAAUUGAAACUAAUCAUAUUAGUAGUAGUUAUAAUGAAGUGAAGAAUUGCAAUAUGAUUGAUUCAAGUACGGAAACUGAUCAACAGUUGAACAUUCAACAACAACAACUUAACAAUCUGUUGGAUGAAUAUAGAAAAGAUCAAAGCAUAAAAUAUGAACAGGAAAUUAAACGAAAACAAAUUGAACUGGAAAGAAUUCAGAUUAAUUAUGAUAAAUUACUCGGUUUAAAACAAGAAGAAUUAAGAAAUCAUUUCAAAAAUGAAUUACACUCAAUGAAACAACAUUAUGAAAUGAUAAAAUCAAAUGAAUUCGGUGAUUUUAUACUUGCACAGAAUAUUUUAAAAUCUAAAAUACAUGAAUUACAUCAACGUUUAUUAGGAUGCUCUUGUGAAUCAUCAUCCACCGUAUUGAAACAGGUAAAAAGCAACAACUUAUCAGCAACUAGUCAAUUAUUGCCAGAGAUUAUUGGUGUGAAUAAACAAAAUGCUAUUUUUGAUACUUUAUCGACCUCUGCCUCUUUAUCACCAUCAUCAUCAUCAGCAUUGACAACAGGAGCACUACUAUCAGAAUCGAAAUGCAGUUAUAAUAAUCAUGACUACCACUUACUAUUGUCUCAUCACCUACCAUUACAACUUGAAAAAGAUUAUCAUUCUAUAAAUGAAAGAAGUGAAGAGAAAUUUCGUUUGCCUGCAUUAACUACUUAAAUAAUACUAAACGAAAUGAAGUGAAAGUAGUGAAUUUGAAAAAAAGUUUACAAACAAAGCAAAAUAGUUGAAUUUAUAGUGUGUGUGUGUGUGUGUGAUGGAGAAAUACAAGGAAGGCGAGAAAGAUAAUAAAUUAUUUAGUUGUGUAGCGUAUACUAACCAACUAUAAACAUUUAUUUGUAAAAGUUAAUUCAUGCAUAUUUAACUCUACACAUAUCAUUUUAUACAAAUAAAU